AUGUUAGACGACACUGGAACUCAAUUGUACACUCCACAAGUUGUAGAACAAAAAAAGCCAAAUGUUAAACAUGAAUUUCAAACAAUUGAAGAGGCUUUUCAAUUUUACAAUGCAUAUGCAAGAGAAUGUGGAUUUAGUGCAAGAAUGAGUACUAGUAAGAUAAAAAAAGGAACAAAUGAGCUAAUACGGAAACAGUUUGUGUGUUUUAAGGAAGGAGAGACAAAUGAACAUUAUCAGAAGAAAGAAAAACAUACAGUUCAAAGAUCUGGUGAAAGGAAUCGAGGAUUAGUUCGAGUUGGCUGCAAAGCUAAGAUGACAGUGGUUAAGAGUCAAACAGGACCAAAUUGGAUUGUUAGUCAAUUUGUAGAAGAGGAUAACCAUGCACUUGCUACUCCAAGCAAGAUACAUUUGUUAAGAUCUCAUAGAGUUGUAUCAGCUGCAAAAAGAGGUUUGAGCCAACAGUUAUCAAAAGCAAAUAUUCCAAUGUGUCAACAAAUAAGGGUGCUAGAAAUAGAAGCUGGUGGUCCUCAAAAUAUCGGAUGUGUUGAGAAAGAUAUAAGGAACUAUGGACAGAGGGAAGAAAAAAAUCCAACCUUUUACUUUAAGUAUGAACUCGAUGAAGAAAGCAGGCUUGUUAGAUGCUUCUGGGCAGAUCCUUUUGCAAGGAGAUCGUAUCAUUUCUUUGGUGAUGUAUUAGUGUUUGACACAACUUACAACACGAAUAAAUACGAUAUGAUAUUUGCUCCAUUGGUAGGAGUAAACCAUCAUGGUCAAACUGUUAUUUUUGGAUGUGCUUUGUUGAGUGGUGAAAAAACCGAAUCUUUUAUUUGGUUAUUCAAUCAAUUGUUGGAUGCAAUGCCGAGGGAUGCACCUCAGGUGAUUAUUACGGAUCAAGAUCCUGCGAUGACGAAGGCCAUUGCUCAAGUUCUUCCAUCAACUUGUCAUCGAUACUGUAUCUGGCAUAUUUUGAAUAAAUUUGCGGAGAAGAUAAAUACAAUGGUUUAUCAAGAUAACUAUCAUUGGUUCAAAAAUAUAAUUUGUAACUCGGAGACUAUUGAAGAGUUUGAGACUAGUUGGGCUGAGUUGUUGAAGAAUAGUAAUUUGGGAGAUAAUACAUGGUUGCGCCAAAUGUAUGAAAUCUACAACAAGUGA
Molecule: messenger RNA, 1152 nt
Organism: Ziziphus jujuba (common jujube)
Lineage: Eukaryota; Viridiplantae; Streptophyta; Magnoliopsida; Rosales; Rhamnaceae
Product: protein FAR1-RELATED SEQUENCE 5-like
Exons: 2
Coding region: 1-1152 (383 amino acids)
Source: RefSeq, a predicted model, not a curated record